UUGGGCGCCACGUCGAUUGGGCCAAUACGCGUCCGUGUAUGCUAACAUCGGUCCGCCUCAGACUCAUACCACAUCCGUCUCCUCCUCUGCCUCCGCCCUUCGCCUUCAUCACCUCCUUUCGCUCUCUCCUCCUCUCUCCUCUGGUGAGUCUCGCAGAUCGCAACCAGUUCGACUCCUUCCGCCUUCGAUCUACCUCAGGUCCUGACUGAACAAAAUGUCUGCUUUACCAUUAGCAACUGCUGAAGCAUGUGAUGCAAACCCCCAUCUGAUCCUCAACGGUGAGCUCCGGGCCCUCCAGCCGAUCUUCCAAAUCUAUGGGAGGCGGCAGGUCUUCUCCGGCCCCAUUGUCACCCUCAAGGUCUUCGAGGACAACGUCCUCAUUCGUGAGUUCCUCGAGGAGAGAGGAAAUGGCCGUGUCCUUGUUGUCGAUGGAGGAGGAAGCAUGCGUUGCGCCAUUUUGGGAGGCAACCCGGUUCAACAGGCUCAGAACAAUGGCUGGGCUGGCAUUGUCGUCAACGGCUGCAUCAGGGACGUGGACGAGAUCAAUGGCUGCGACAUCGGUGUGAGGGCUUUGGGUUCCCACCCCAUGAAGGCCAACAAGAAAGGCUUUGGGGAGAAGCAUGCAGCGGUUAACAUCGCCGGGACGAGGAUUUCUGAUGGCGAGUGGCUCUACGCUGACAGUGAUGGCAUUUUGGUUUCCAGGACUGAGAUCUCUGUUUGAAAUCCUUCUGAUAGAACAUGAAUCAUGGCCAUGGCCAUGGCCAUGCUGCAUUAAGUGAACCACAUUUGAUCAAUUUGAGAUGUAACUUCUUGAUCCUCUUUUGAGUAUCAAACUCGACUAAGAUUAAGGACGUUGGAGACUCGAUUAGCGACUCUUGAUGUAUGUAAUGAAUGUGAUUUGGGGUUUUAAGUUAAGAAACUAGUAAAUUUUGUAUUACAACUCAAUCAAAAUGGUGCUUUUUAUUUCUAAA
Zingiber officinale is the source of this 971-nucleotide messenger RNA. Its product is annotated as putative 4-hydroxy-4-methyl-2-oxoglutarate aldolase 2. The transcript is spliced from 2 exons. Gene Ontology annotation, biological process: regulation of RNA metabolic process. The coding region runs from base 215 to 721 and encodes 168 amino acids. Gene Ontology annotation, molecular function: ribonuclease inhibitor activity. The record is from RefSeq and is a predicted model, not a curated record. NCBI's taxonomy places the organism in Eukaryota, Viridiplantae, Streptophyta, Magnoliopsida, Zingiberales, Zingiberaceae.